AUGUUCUGUGUGUCCGGCUGGAUAUUUUUGUGCCGGUUCAGACACAGCUCAGAGUCCGGAGUGAGCUUCCCUUGCCCUGUGGGCACUUUUAAUGGCCAGUUAGGCCUGUCUAGCAAGGAUCAGUGUAUCUCCUGCCCCCCUGGUAAAUACUGCAGCUCCUCUGGCCUGGACACCCCUACAGGCAACUGUUCUCCAGGUUACGUGUGCAAUCAGGGUGCCUCGCUCUCAGAGCCAGUUGGAGAUUCCACAGGAGGCAGAUGCACAGCUGGCUUCUAUUGCCCAGCGGGUGCCAGCCGUAUGGAGCCCUGUCCUCUGGGCACAUUUGGCUCAUUAGAAGGCUCUUUCUUGAGCCAGCGUGGUGCUGUAUCUGAGACAGACUGUCAUCCAUGUACUCCUGGAUUCUACUGUCCAGACUGGGGUCAGAGCUCUGCGGCGCUCCGCUGUCCUGAGGGCAGUUUCUGUCCGGCAGGUUCUGCUGUCAUUGUCCGUCUGGUCACGCGUGUCCGUAUGGCAGCAUCCAGCCUGCCAUCUGUCUGCCUGGUACUUAUCAGCCUCUGCCAUCCCAGCCAACCUGCAAACCAUGCCCACCAGGGUUUUGCGCUCCAGGUCACUAUUGCGUCGGCAGCACAGAUACUGCCACACCUCAGGCGUCACCCUCUCAGCAGACCUGUUUUUGUGACCUCGUACCUUCAGCUCACCUUCAAAUGGUCAUAUUGCCCAGUGGGUUCUUCUCUUCCUCAGCCCUGUGAUUCAGGCUCUUAUUGUAAUCAGACUGGCUUGCACACUCCUGCAGGCCUCUGUUUUGCUGGAUUCUUCUGCUCCACUGGCUCCUCAAAUCCCAGUGCUAUGCUUUGUCCUCCUGGACACUACUGUCCCCAGGGCACACCACUACCCCUGCCCUGUCCACAAGGCACAAUAAGGAACUCUCCUGGAGGAUCCAUUGCAGACGAUUGCCUUGAAUGUCCACCAGGAUAUUUCUGUGAACAAAGAGGCCUAACCAAGCCCUCUGGUCUGUGUUCUGAGGGCUAUUACUGCCCUGGAGGACAGAACACAUCCAGACCACCAGAAUAUGUGUGUGCUGCAGGCCACUUCUGUGGAAGUGGCAGCAUCAUAGAGAGGCCAUGUUUCCCAGGAAGCUUCCAGCCCAGUCCAGGCCAACAUAGAUGUGAGGUGUGCCCUGCCCGCUUUUUCUGUCCUGAAAACGGGUUUUUCUGCAGUGAAGGAUCUCAGACUUCAGCUCCUGUGUCAGCCGUGUAUGGUGAUAUUUGUCCUCCAGGUCACUAUUGUGAAAUUGGUAGUGCUGUGCCAACUCCCUGUCCAGUGGGAAGCUGGCGCCCUGAUAGUGGGGGAAAGGGCACAGAUGAUUGCAUGCCUUGCCCUGGAGGUCAGUUUCAGGACCAGAAGGGACAGAGUGAGUGUAAACCCUGUCCUCCAGGUUUCCAUUGCGUCAACCUCACAAGAGGCUUUAUGGGGGUCAGCACUCCUUUGGUCUGUCCUGAAGGGUUUUACUGCCCCAAUGAGACCGAGUCUGGAAACCCUGUUCCAUGUCCUAAAGGCACAUACAGUGAUUCUCUUGGCCUCAUUUCAGCAGAGCAGUGCCUGGUGUGCCCCAUGGGACAUUUCUGCGGUUCGGAUGGACUCUCUGAGCCCUCAGGGCCCUGUGCCCCUGGAUUCCUCUGUUUUGUGCAGGCCACAGUUCCCAACCCAACUGACAACAGCACUGGCACUUUGUGUCCACCGGGGGCAUACUGCCUUCUGGGAACAAGAGCAGGUGAAUGUUCUGCAGGCUACUACUGUGACUGGGGCUCCAGCAGCCCAGAGCAGAGCCUCUGUCCUGCCGGUUUCUAUUGCCCCACAGGCACAAACAAGCCCCUGGCCUGCACUACAGGAACUUACAGCUCCGUCAUGGGCAACAGUCACCAAGAAAAUUGUGAGCCAUGUCCAUUAGGCUACUACUGUCAGGGGGAAGCAGUAGCAGAGCCUCUUCCAUGUCUGCCGGGGCAUUUCUGCCCCACAGGCACAUCACAGGGUACUCAGUUCCCCUGCCCUCCAGGAACAAUGCAGCCACAGUCUGGGACAGCCAGUAUAGAUGAAUGUCUACAAUGUCCUGCAGGCAACAGCAUGUGCCCGCCUGGCCAUUAUUGCCCAACUGGUAUCGGGUCUCCCCUCCCAUGCCCCGCUGGAACAUUCUCCAGCUCCCCAGGGUUGAGUGGGGCGGAGCAGUGCCAGCCGUGUCCUCCUGGGUACUUCUGUGAGCAGACUGCUAUGGUCUAUCCAUCAGAAGCAGCUCUCUGUGAUGCUGGGUAUGUGUGUAUCAAUGGCAGUCGUAGUGCUCGACCGGUAGAUGGACUGCAGGGUUAUAUUUGUCCAAGCGGACACAGUUGCCCCAUUGGUACUCCAUUGGAAGUGCCUUGUGAGCCCGGCACAUACAGCAGUGCUCCUGGUGCCGUCCACUGUCUCUCAUGUCCAGCUGGCACUAUGUGUCCUUCCCCUGGCACACAGGAGCCAUCCCCAUGUCCCAUGGGUCAUUUUUGCCCUGUUGGCACUCCUGAAGCUGUACCCUGUCCUGUGGGCACACUAGGACAGGUUACCAGGGCUCAGUCGGAGGCUGUCUGUGUGCCCUGCCCUACCGGCCUCUACUGUAGUUCACCUGGAACAUCACAACCACAGGGCCAGUGCCAGCAGGGUUAUUUCUGCCAAGGAGGGUCUCCAAAUCCUGCUCCUCUGAAUACAACUGGCUAUCUGAGGAAUGGCCCCUGUCCGCAGGGUCACUUUUGCCCUUCUGGAACCCUAAUGCCUCUGCCUUGCCCAGCAGGCAGCAUUCGUAACCUCACAGGGGGUUACUCCAUAGAAAGCUGUCUUCCCUGCCCAGCAGGACAUUACUGUGCUAGCGAAGGCCUGGAUGCUCCAACUGGACCCUGUGCUGCAGGCUUUUACUGCCCUGUAGACUUUUCCUCCACCACCCCACAUGCCUUCCUCUGCCCCAAGGGUCAUUACUGUCCCUUGGGCUCAACCCUGGCCUUGCCCUGCCCAACGGGACAGUACCAGCCGAAUCCGGGUUCGGACAACUGCAUCCCUUGCCGUCCAGGCUAUUACUGUGAGGAGGCAAUUAUCGGAGACCCCCGGCCUUGUCCGCCGCACUCCUACUGCCCUGCAGCAACAAUGGUUCCUCAGCCAUGUCCCAAUGGCACAUACACCCCACUUGAGGUCGGGGGUUUGCAGGAGGAGAGAGAGUGUUUGCCAUGUCCACCAGGAAAGUUCUGCAAGGCUGGACAGGUGAAAGGCCAGUGCGCUGCUGGAUUCUUGUGCAUCUCUGGCAGUUCAGAAUAUACUCCUCAGGCCACCUUUCAGCUCAACAGAGACCAGUGUGAGUGGGGAGCACAGUGUGCUGGACUGUGUCCUGCUGGCUUUUAUUGCCCUGUAGGCACAGAGGAACCUUUAUCUUGUCCUGCCAACACUUUAAGAGAAACCCCUGGAGCAAGUACUAUACGUGACUGUCUGCCUUGUCCUCCAAGACACUGGUGCCAAGAGGGUGAUCCCAUUCCACGCAUGUGUCCACCAGGCUAUUACUGUGAUGGCAUAGUUGAUUAUGAGUCUGAGGGGCGGCCGGGGCCUAGAAAAUGUCCCCUGUUUACAUACAGGCCCAUGUCUGGUGCAGGAAGCAAAGGAGACUGUCUUACCUGCCCCCCUGGCACUUUUUGUAACUCCACAGGGCUCACUGAUUUCUCAAGCUUCCUUUGUCCACCGGGUCAUUGGUGCAGUGGGACAGGUUUCCCCGUGCCCUGCCCUGCAGGCACCAUGAGGGCACAGGCAGGGGCAGCUGCUGUCAGUCAGUGUGAGCCUUGCCCUCCUGGUACCUUCUGCCCACACCCUCGCACCAUGGGCCAGCCUAAUACAGCAGGCAUCCCAUGCCGAGCUUCUUACGAAUGUCCUGCAGGGUCAGUCGCAGAGACCCCUUGCAGAGCUGGUUCAUACUGUAGACCCCAGACAGGAGAUCCCACACCGUGUCCUGCAGGAUACUACUGUCCUGAAGGAUCUCGAACCUACAGCUCUCCACAGCAAGUAUGUACUUUUCCACAUUACUGCCCAGCCAACAGCUCUACCAUGCUGUCCUGUCCGGAUGGCUGGAUGCCUCUGAACACCAGCGGUUUGAGGAAGUCUCAGGAGAGCAGUUGUUUGCUGUGUGGGGCCGGCACCUAUCGGCCCAGUCACUCCCCUCCACUCCAGUGCCUCCUCUGUCCUCCAGGACAUCACUGUCCGGCGGGCUCACACCAUUAUAGUAAUCAGCCCUGUCCAGUUGGGUACUUUUGUCCACAAGGCAGCUCCGAUCCUGUUCCCUGCCCGCCUGGCUCAUAUGGAAACUGUACUAGUGCCGAAUCACUUUUGGAAUGUCACAAAUGCCCACCAGGGACCUUCAAUCACUUGCAAGCCCAGAGAGCCUGUUUCCCCUGUGGGAGUUCGUCCACCUCAGAUACAGGGGCGUCCUCUUGUACCUGCAUAGGCAAAAACCGUGCGUUCCAGCAAUCAGAUGGGUCGUGCUUGUGUAAGACCGGUUUUGUCUUUUACAAUGAAUUAGACUUCAAAAGCUCUACCGCAGACAGCGAACUGGACUGUCAGCCUGAGGUGAGAUGUGUGCACUGA
Molecule: messenger RNA, 4641 nt
Organism: Carassius gibelio (silver crucian carp)
Lineage: Eukaryota; Metazoa; Chordata; Actinopteri; Cypriniformes; Cyprinidae
Product: multiple epidermal growth factor-like domains protein 6
Exons: 29
Coding region: 1-4641 (1546 amino acids)
Source: RefSeq, a predicted model, not a curated record